Nymphaea colorata (pocket water lily) is the source of this 1679-nucleotide messenger RNA. Its product is annotated as probable membrane-associated kinase regulator 1. Bases 257 to 1318 code for a protein of 353 amino acids. The transcript has a single exon. Gene Ontology annotation, cellular component: plasma membrane. Gene Ontology annotation, molecular function: kinase inhibitor activity. The record is from RefSeq and is a predicted model, not a curated record. NCBI's taxonomy places the organism in Eukaryota, Viridiplantae, Streptophyta, Magnoliopsida, Nymphaeales, Nymphaeaceae.
GAGUCACCUCAAGUACAACCAGAUAGCUCCGCCCAUACGGCCACAUCUCUCUGCGUCGCUCUCUCUCUCUCUUCCAUGGUCCACCGCUUGAUCUCAGUAUCAUUUCCUUCCUAAAACUCUUGCUGGCUUUUACCUCCAAAUCAUUGCCUUCCCAAAUCAAUCAAUCAAGUUUUCUCGCUCUGCAGAACCUAAUUUCCCUGUUGCAGUUCCUUCGCUGGUUCAAUCUUUUUCUCUCUAUCUCUCUCUCCAUGGGGUGAUGGGGAAAUCAGGAGAAGGCCCCAACCUGACCAGGUCUCUGUCGUCCUCGUCCUCAAUCUCUUCGGACUUCGAAUUCACCAUCUCACUCUCUCCUGCCUCCAGGAAGACGUCCUCCACCCUCUACUGCCCUGCCGAUGAGCUCUUCUUCAAGGGCCAACUUCUUCCCCUCCACCUCCCUCCUCGCCUCCGAAUCAUCCAAACCCUCACCACUCCUACCAGCACCGGUCGUCCUAACUCACCACCACCGCCACCAGAUCGCCAUGCAUCACCACCGAUCUCUUUCUCCACCACCACCGCCGCCGCGGCAGCCUCCCGUCCGCGACCGGCUACCACCGUGUUCCCUCCUCGCGUACCACCUUCCAUCCACCUGACCAGCACGGCCAACAACGACUCCAGCGGCUGGAGCUCCGAUGCCACGAGCUCCCGAGACUCCAACAGCAGCUCCUGCGACUCCUCCCGCCGCACCAGCUCCGCGACAACCGAUGACGAAGAUGCCCACCUGACCUCCCUCAAGAAACUCCGCCACUUUGCCCGUCUCCCCACCAAAAAGCCGGUCGCGCCGCCAACACCGAGGCCACCGCCACCGCCACCGCCACUAAGCAACAAACCACCGAGCAAGAUGAAGAUCUCCUCAAUCUUCCUCACCAAGGGCAAGAAGAUGAGCAGAUCCGCGAAGAACGUAUUCCAGAAGUACAUCAACAAGGUGAAGCCCCUCUACGAGAAGAUCUCUCACAUGAAAGCAGGGGAAGAGCGGCUCGUGAAGGCGAGGGACAGUUGCAGCAGCACCGGCAGCUCCAGCUUCCACGCCACCCAUCACUCCCACUCCUUCUCCGGCAACUUGAGCGGGUUUCCCAAGAGAAGGGCAUCGGCGCGUCCAAUCCGUGGCUACAUAGGGAGCUGCCCUCCGUCGGUGAUGUCGUCGCCGAGUCACAGUGGGGUGCUGACCUUCUCCGGUGAGUUCUUGCCAUCGAUGGACAGCAGCAGCAUGGAGGAGCUGCAGAGCGCUAUCCAGGGAGCCAUCGCCUAUUGUAAGAACUCCAAUGCUGUACAUGACAAGUGAUGACUUAAACUGACAUAGUACUGGUUUCACCGGCCGAUGGUGACGGCCGUCUGUCUCUCUCACUCUUUCUCUCUCUCUUUCCCGUUUACAGAGAGCUUUUUCUCUGUUCUUGUUUGCCAAGUUUGGUGAAUGGUAGGAUUUUCAGUUUUGGCUGUCUUGUUCAUUAUCAUCUGAAUGUUAUAGCCGCGGUAGUUAUUCACUUUUUCUCAGGUGAUUACCUUCUGAAUGUUAUAGCUGUGUUAGUUACUCCCUUUUUUCAGAUCUCUCUCUUUCCCCCUGUCUCCUCCAUGGAUAAAGGCCACUGUAUCAGUGGGAAAAAAUGCAGAUGAUCAUGAAAUUUUGCCUCUGUUCUCUCUCUCUC